GAGAGAGAAAACGAUAGCAGUGCCACACUGUUGCUGUCACUGGCAUUGCACAAGAGACGUGGGUUAGGAAAAAUUAGGAAAAGGUGGAAAACGACGACGAGGACGACGACGAGGACAACGACGAGGACAACGACGACGAGGAGGAUCAACGAGGAGGAAGACAAAGAAGAAGACAAAAACGAAAACGACGACGACGACGGUGGCGACUAAAAUUCGCCGUGGUAAUUUUCAGCGACAUCUGACAAUCACCAGUAACUCGUCAUUGCUUUCCUAAGGAAAACCACCACCUCGUUUCGAGUGUGUCAUCGUCGUCGUCCUCCUCCUCCUCCUCCUCCUCCUCCUCCUCCUCCUCAUUAUCAUCAUCAAUCUCAUCAUCAUCGGGUUCUUCUUCUUCUUCUUCAACGGGGAAGUAUAAUGGCCGACUCCGAGUUCGAAGAAUUUCGGCAUUAUUUUGAGAGACUACCCCAACAUUUAAAGGCACCCCUUUCCAAUUACACGCUCGUGCACGAUGUUAUACUCGAUGACUCGCCUACGUCAUCCCAAGGAAGCGAUGGUGAUGAGGUUGGAAGACCUUGCGAAGGUGUUGCCGGGGAUUCCGAAGAUGAGGAUGUCGUUGUUAUACACACUCACGAUAAUCAAAGUGGACAUACUUCUGCCGACGAGAGCGAGGAUCUCGAUAAUCAUUGUUCAAUCGUAGCUGACAGCGACUUUAGGUUGGUAACAUCCUUGUUCGGUGGACUGAGCAGCAGGGGUCGAUCAGCAGGCGGCCCUGGUCCAGGUGGAGGUGGAACAACGUCAUCCGGAAAUGGUGGCAGAGAUAGCGUGGUCAGCGAUGUUGGUGAUUCCUGUUCGAGUUUGAGUUCCUGGCCAACACCGGAACACAUUCCAACGAAUCGGCCAGGUAGUGCUAGCGGAGAACGUAGACGUCGAAGAUUACCGGAAAUCCCUAAAGCUAAAAAAUGUAUACCCGGUGGUGGUGGUGGUGUUGGUGUUGGUGUUGGUGGUGGUGGUGGCCAGGUGUCAAUGCAAACUUCGUCAUCGUUAGCAGACGAAUUGAAUGCUGCAACAGGCUCUACCACCGUUGGGUCAACAAAUUCUAAUUCCGGAAGGCCUCAUCUCGUUUUACGAAAAUGUCAUCCUCGUUUGCGACACGAGGACAGCUCGCCGGACAGCGAAAGGAUGGCUACGGAUAGUGGACAUUCGACUGCCCAUUCGCCAGAUAACGGGCCCAAAAGUGUAUCACCGAUACCGUGCAAUACAUUACAAAACACAGAUUCGGUUUCACCUGGUAGCACACCAGGAAGUGGAGGUGUACCGUUCACGCAAUUGGAGUUGUUAGAAGCCACUCAUCGUGGUUUGCACAAAUUUGUGCCAAGACAUCACGACGAAAUUGAUUUAGAAAUCGGUGAUCCGGUUUAUGUUCAAAAAGAAGCAGACGAUUUGUGGUGCGAAGGUGUCAACUUACGAACAGGGAGACAAGGUAUUUUUCCAUCGGCUUACGCAGUCGACAUAGAUUACAGUGAUUUCGAUCCUUCGGCACCUAAGGUCAAAAGAGAAAGAUAUCUUUUAGGAUACUUGGGCUCGGUAGAAACCUUGGCGCACAAGGGUACAGGUGUCGUUUGUCAGGCUGUUCGUAGGAUCAUCGGUAAUUCAUCAGAUCAAUCACCAAUUUCACAAAGUUGCAUUCUCGAAGUGUCCGAUCAAGGAUUACGUAUGGUGGAUAGAAGUAAGCCGCGGAAAAAUCAGGGUCCCUGUCACGAUUACUUUUAUUCGUUAAAAAAUGUAUCCUUUUGCGCGUUUCAUCCACGCGACCAUCGUUACCUUGGUUUCAUCACGAAACAUCCAACGUUGCAAAGGUUUGCUUGUCACGUGUUCAUUGGUCAAGAAUCUACACGACCAGUUGCUGAAGCUGUAGGACGGGCCUUUCAUCGUUUCUAUACGAAAUUCAUCGAGACUGCUUUUCCAAUAGAGGACAUUUACAUUGAGUAAAAGAAAUUAUUCUUUGGCCUGGCCUCCUAUGGCAUCUUCUAUGGAAAGCGAAGAAAGAAAAAGAAACAAAAAAAUAGAAGAAAAAAAAAAAACAAU
Messenger RNA from Polistes canadensis, 2085 nucleotides. RefSeq names its product JNK-interacting protein 1 (gene Aplip1). The transcript has 8 exons. NCBI's taxonomy places the organism in Eukaryota, Metazoa, Arthropoda, Insecta, Hymenoptera, Vespidae. Gene Ontology annotation, molecular function: protein binding. The coding region runs from base 415 to 1989 and encodes 524 amino acids. The record is from RefSeq and is a predicted model, not a curated record. Gene Ontology annotation, biological process: regulation of JNK cascade. Gene Ontology annotation, cellular component: cytoplasm.